GCCCGGGUCUGCCACUGCGGUGUCGAAACCUGCCCGAAAGGGGAUGACACCAUCUGCACCUGCUAUGCCUCAGCGUCCCCCAGUGCGAACUACCGCGGCUGUGCCUGAGCCACGUAGGACGCUUGUCCCUCCUGCAGGAGCAAGCGCUGCUUCGAGAAGGAGCCUCCAGCCAGCAAAGGGGGCGAUUGGCGGAACAGCGCGGGUUCCUGCGUCCAGGCUCUCCACUGUUCCCGAGAGUGCUGCACAACGAACGUUCCUCCAUGGUGCCAGGCGGUCUGUGGCUGCUAUUCCGAAGGCCAUGGCUGCAGCGAGCCAGCCAUCACCCGCCGAUCCGCCAAAGGCCAAGACUGGACUGCGUGCCGCUUCAACUGCGCAGCCAUCACAGUUGCCUUCCCGUUCACGGUUGAAGCCUCCCGCCACUCGAGCAUCAGGCAGCACUUCUCGAGUGCCCAGACUGCCAGCAUUCAGAGAAGCCUCGUGCCUCCCACAAGUGCCAGAGUCUCCCGUGGCAACUCGCCUCUCGUCGACACCUGCCAGGCCAAAUGUUCCUCUGGGCAGUGGCAGUCCAGCAUUGACACCCAUUAGGAAGCAGCCAGACUACCGCUGAACUUCCUGAUGCAUCUGAGCAUGCGGGCCUUUUUUUUUCUCCCUGUAAUUUAUUGACAAGAACAUUGUCUAGGAAAUGUUUUUAACUUUUUAUUUGACUACGUGCUAUACACCGGGCAUUACUGGUAACAUUUUAUGAACUUUUAAAACUGCAUUUUAUGGAGACUCUGAACGGCCUUUGAAAAGUCAAGUAGUCUUCAUCGGAACGCACAUGUUCAUUGCGGAAAAAAAUAUAGAAUUUAUAUAACUUCUGUUGUUGAGACAAAGGGCAGGUGUGCUGAUAUCUAUGUUAUGCCCGAAUUGCGGUGAUGACAUUAUCACACUUUUGGAGUGCCUAAUUGUUUACAAAGUUAUAAAUAUGCAAAAUGUACAACAUCCUGGAGGCUUUAGAAUGCAACGGAACCUUUGUUUAUCUUUGUCUACCUCUUUGGAUGCGUCUGAUAUUGUGUGAGAGCUUGCAAAUAUACCUGAACUCUGUAUUAAAGUUUUCUGAUGACACCA
Molecule: messenger RNA, 1107 nt
Organism: Rhipicephalus sanguineus (brown dog tick)
Lineage: Eukaryota; Metazoa; Arthropoda; Arachnida; Ixodida; Ixodidae
Exons: 5
Coding region: 44-607 (187 amino acids)
Source: RefSeq, a predicted model, not a curated record